AGAGGGGUGAGAAGAAGCAUUGCUAGGGGUCCAGGUUCAGUGAUGGAGCAAGCACCUCCUGAAGAUCAGAUGCAUUGGGACUGAUGUUGUCCAGGGUCUGGGCACAGGUAGCUUUGUCUGCUGCAAUACUGAGAUUGCUGGAAAACCAUAGCAAACUAUCAGAGUAUGAAGGAGCACAGCAAUAACAAAUGCUGUAAAAGAUGCUUCAAAGCAAAUCUUAGAGAACAACUGAGGUCCCAUCACAGCAAAUGGAACCGAUUAGAAGGCUCGUUGUGUUUGCAAAGACAGCUUUAUUAUCAGCAGAAGCAACGCUUGUGGUUGUCAAUCAGGAAAAAAAGGGCCAAGUCUGUGCUCAGGAAGGACCUUCCAGAUUGUCAGCAGCGUGGGUCUCCAGAACACAUUGAAUGCACGAGUGUGACAUCAAAAGAAAAGUCAUUGCUCGGAGUCAAUGACGUGUCAGCCGAGCAGGCACAUAAACCAGAAUCCUUGGCAUCCCAUGAGGAAGUGGAGGGUAACGGGAGUGAAAGUUGGAACAGCAAUACUGUAGCUCCAGAUACUGACUUUAAAUCAACCGUUUUAUAUGGUAAACCUGAAUCAGAACUUCUAACUGAUCCACUUACUUCCCCCAAGUCCAUACAAAGGAAAAAUAGUGGGCUUAUGGACAAUAUUACAAACCAAAAGCUAUCAAAUGGAUAUAAAAAAAUAGACUUACAAGUGGGAAGAGAUUUUGUUUCCAUUAAUGUACCUCGCAAGACAAAACGGCAGCUGAAAGGGCGCAAAAUCUCUCUGCUCUGUAAGAAACCUUCCUCUCUCUUUAGUUUUUAUUGUAGAAUAUUUAAUUGUAAAAACAGGCGAAGAAGAGCUGCCACUCUGAGAAAAGAGAAGCUAAGACAGACACAGUGUUCAGGUAGUGUCUAUGUAAAUCCUAAAAGGACUGGCCAACACUUGGAUAAGAUGGCAUGUGAUAUUUCUUCAAAGUCAACUGCCAAAGGCAAGGAAUCCAACCAGAACAUGAACUUUUCUUCAGUUCAGAGUGGUGAUCCGUCAGAAAAUGUAAAGCAAGUUAAGAAUUUGUGCCUGACUAAUUGCUGUGAAGUUUCAAAAAUGGCCCUUGAUGAAGGGAUGGAUGCUUUGCAAACUCAAAUGCCUCAUUUUGCUCAUUCAGUUAAUCAAAUGCCCAAUGAAAACUCAGAAGUAGCGUGUUCUCGGUCAGGCCCUCAUGCUUCUGUCAAUCAACUCCUGGUCCCCAGUAAGUGGCCAAAGCCUGAUGGAUCACACCACUCAUUUGCUGCCUCACAGGGAAGAUCUUUAACUCAAGCCCCAGUCUGUGACGGGGAGAUGCAGGUCAUCAAUGCUGUAACAGACUCUACUCCACUCUCAUGCAAUCACACCAGCGUUCCUGUGACUGAAACUGGCAAGUCUGUAUGUUGUCAAAGUGAUGAGCCAUGUCCAGUGCUUCAGCCGCAGCUGCUGGACCAUAUUUACUAUAGAUCUUCAGAGGAACGUUCUGGCCAUGCAUUAGUGAGGACUGAGCAGCCAGCACAUGGUCAGACUGAGAAAGGGAAGGAGAAUGAAUCUCGAGCCUGUUCUGUUGCCAGUGAACAAUUAAUAUCCUGUAUUCAUGCUUUCCUGGAUGAAUUUUUGAGAAAAUAUGGUAGCCUUAUUCCACUUACUGAGAGAGAUGUUCUGAUGAAGUUAGAACAGAUCUUCCAUCAGGAUUUCCGUGAUAGGAAGGUCUUCAUCAAGAUGGAAAUCCGAAAGUACCAGAAAGCACAAGUGAAUAAACCUGUGUCCAGUUUUCAAGUAGUUUACAACAAGCACGUUUUGACUUUGGAUGACCUUGCCACACUUUAUGGAGAAAACUGGCUGAACGAUCAGGUAAUAAACAUGUAUGGAGAAUUGAUCGUGGAUGCUGUGCCAGAUAAGGUUCACUUCUUCAAUAGUUUCUUUUACAAACAGCUUCAAACUAAAGGAUAUAAUGGAGUUAAGAGGUGGACAAAAAAGGUGGAUUUAUUCAGUAAAUCCCUAUUACUUAUCCCUAUACAUUUGGAAAUUCAUUGGUCACUAUUAACAGUUGACCUUCCAAAUAGGAAAAUUUGUCUGUAUGAUUCUCAAGGCAUCCAUUUUAAUUCCUGUGUUCAGAACAUCCUAAAAUAUUUAAAAACAGAAGCUGGUGAGCGAAAUUGCCCCACAUUCCUGGAAGGGUGGAAAGCUUUUGCCACAACAUGCAUUCCUCAGCAGAAAAAUGAUAGUGACUGUGGUGUAUUUGUGCUUCAGUACUGCAAGUGCCUGGCUCUAGGACGACCCUUUCAGUUUUCUCAAAAAGACAUGCCUGAAGUAAGAAAAUUGAUCUACAGAGAACUGUGUGAGUGCAAGCUUAUGGAGUGAGCAAGCAAACAGUAUGAAUCUGACUGAAACUCCUCACAGGAAACUGCAUUCCAGCAGAUAGUUGUGGCCAAAUGUUGUUUUGUAAUAUCUCAAAGGAGAAGAGAAACAAAGCAGGGAGGGGGCUGAAGCACUGAAGAACCAGUGGCAGUGUUUGCCUGCUUUCCAGGUGUGUGCAUGGCCCAGACAUCUUCAGACUUGAUAGAAGCACAACUUUGCUUGUUUGCCCAGUUGCUGACAAAUUGCAUGUAGCAGUAGACUAUAAAUUUAGACUUCCUUAUUGUCUCCAUAUUUCUGAAACCUCGAGUAAAGGAAGUAGAAAAAUUUACAAUAACUUAGCAAGGAGAAAACUAAAGUCUUAGUGUAGAAACUGACCCAGGUAUUGAUAAGCAAAGGCCCUUCUUAUCCAUGAGGGGGAUUUUCUGUUUCCAUGGAUGUUUAAUGGUCAUUAGGUCAUUGUGUUAAGCUGCGACUUAAAAUAUUUUAAGCCAAACUAUUAAACAGUUUUGUUUCACAUACAUUUACAAUGGGUUACUAUCUGAAAUUUCUCAAUUUCAAUAGUGAAAUGAUGGAAUGGUUUGCUAGAGUGAUAUAAUAAUCCAUCUCAAAGUUGAUGUGUAAGGUUACCUGGUUCAGUAAUGAUAGAAAAUCCUUCCUCCUUCUGAUUAAUAUUGUUUUAUAGUAUUUUACUUACUGCUGCUAACUUAUAAGUUUUACUCUGAAAGGUGAAGAGCACAAAGUGGAUAUCUAGAUAUUGCAAACCUGAAUUUAGUAAACUUUAUCCUGUUUUAAUGUUAUUUGAACUUGAUCACUACCGGAAAAGUAAUCAUGCAUCCUCCUCUGUCUGUCUUAAAAAGAGGUUGGCUGCUUUGAUAAACAGAGGGCACUUGACUUAUUACCCAAUGUACCAGUGACUAGAACUGCAGUUGUGCACAGGUCAGACCAGCUAAGGACACUGAUUUUAAAGAUAAUUGAGAAACUCUGUCCUUAUUUUACCGAUUUGAAAAAAAUUCUAAUUCGAAAGGAUUUGAUUACGGAUUUUUAGUCUGUUACAGUACAUCCUACUUCUGUUUAUCCUUUAAUAUGUGAUUUUAUUUUUCAUAUGGUCAAAUAAUGAGAUAUAAUCUAAAACUGGCAUCUUAUUGAUGUGAACUUUAUCCUAAUUCAGACUAUAGAAAUUGUGAAGAGUAAGAGUAACAAUGCUCAUUUUGAAAACAGUGUCAACUACUAUCUUUGUACUCUGCUCAAUUGAUAUUACAGCAAGAUUUCAGAUUUUAUAAAACUUGAAUUCACUCAUUUUGUUUUCAAAAUUGUGCUCAACCUUACUGUCUGCACUAAAUUCAGAAUAUUGUUUUCAUAUUCAUAUGCUUUAAACAAUCAAUUCUUCCUAUUAAGAUUAAAUCCAUACAUGAGAAAUUAUUAAAACCUUCUAAAUUAUUGAAUGGUCUGGGUCUCAAGCACAACAGUUAGAAAACGAUCUUAGUAAUUUCAGAAACUUGCACAUAGUUCAGGAUUCUGAGAAUAAAUAGCUUUUACUUGAUACUUGCAUUUUCAUAAUCCAGAAAUAAAUGCUUAAAUCUGAAUUCCCAGCGAAGCCAUCCCCGUUGAAUUGGUGACCUUGUAUUCAUUCCGUAUUCAGAGUUUAGCAGCGCAAUGCGUCAUACAACCAGUCGGUAAAAAUGUUACAUUUAUAAACAUUAGUGCAAUAACGAAGUGUAAGGUAGAUAAUUUUUUUAAAACUCACAAAAGGUUGUAAUUAGUUCUAUGUUGUUAUGGAAUUGAACAAUAAAGUAUUUGAGUAUUUAACCCUUUCUUUGUUACUGAUCGUUCUCACAAAAACUUUCAUUUCUGUGGAGUAAAAUCUUCCCCUCUUUGGGAUCUUUUCUAUAUGGAAAUAGUUUUGUUCAAUUGACUAAGAUUAGUUAUGAUUCAGUUUUUAAAUACAAAAUCUUUUAACACAAUGGGUUUAGGAAUUAUUUCUGAAUCAAAACACCUGUCACUUGAGAGAUUAUACUAGCUUGAUUUAACCUCAACUCUGAAUAUCAAUUUAUACAUGUUUUAAGUGGCCAUCUAAAUAUUAGAAAAAAUUAGGUUUAUAUAGCACAACAUAAGAAUCAAGGAAAAGUAAUUGAUAUUGGGAAAUUACAGUUUGGCUGUAGAAUUAACACCACAGAUUAUGGGAAGGUUGUAAAAUCAAAUUUGGUGUUCUCCAGGUCCAGCUAUACCUGUGUCAGUUUUCUACAUCCUCUAUAACUUUUGAACCAAACUCUGGCACAA
Hypanus sabinus (Atlantic stingray) is the source of this 4662-nucleotide messenger RNA. RefSeq names its product SUMO specific peptidase 5 (gene senp5). The coding region runs from base 166 to 2388 and encodes 740 amino acids. NCBI's taxonomy places the organism in Eukaryota, Metazoa, Chordata, Chondrichthyes, Myliobatiformes, Dasyatidae. Gene Ontology annotation, molecular function: deSUMOylase activity. Gene Ontology annotation, biological process: protein desumoylation. The record is from RefSeq and is a predicted model, not a curated record. The transcript has 10 exons. Gene Ontology annotation, cellular component: nucleus.